This is a messenger RNA of Mizuhopecten yessoensis (Yesso scallop), 1388 nucleotides long. Its product is annotated as MKI67 FHA domain-interacting nucleolar phosphoprotein-like. Bases 19 to 1329 code for a protein of 436 amino acids. The transcript is spliced from 5 exons. The record is from RefSeq and is a predicted model, not a curated record. Gene Ontology annotation, biological process: maturation of LSU-rRNA from tricistronic rRNA transcript (SSU-rRNA, 5.8S rRNA, LSU-rRNA). Gene Ontology annotation, cellular component: nucleolus. NCBI's taxonomy places the organism in Eukaryota, Metazoa, Mollusca, Bivalvia, Pectinida, Pectinidae. Gene Ontology annotation, molecular function: RNA binding.
CUUUUUUACCAAACAAAGAUGGCGGCCUCCAUCGAGAAACGUGGACCAGAGGAAAACAAUUUCAAAAUGCCUCCAAAUGUCAGUUUGGAAACAGAUCAGCAAAUAGAAUUUGAAAAGAAAGUAAAGAACAUCAAAGCAAAGAAAAACAGUGAUGCACCAAAAGGUGUCGUCUACCUGGGACACAUCCCAGUGGGAUUCCAUGAGCCUCAGAUGAGGGGGUUCUUCAGCCAGUUUGGUACAGUGACACGCCUCAAACUCUGCAGAAGCUUAAAGACAGGACGCAGUAAAGGGUUUGCCUUCAUAGAGUUUCUAUAUGAAGAUGUAGCGAAAGUUGUUGCGGAAACAAUGAAUAAUUACCUGUUGUUUGAAAGGCUUUUGAAAUGCGAGUUUGUGCCAAGUGAAAAAGUAAACGAGGGCACCUUCAGAGUGGUGAAUAGAAGAAUUGUGCCUUUCAAAACAAGGGAAAAGAACACCUUCGUCCAUAAUAAAACAAAAAAAGAUAAAAUUCAACUGCGCAAUAUGAAGAAUUUCAUAUCCAAAAAUGAGAAAAAGAUGGAAAAGCUCAAAGCUUUGGGAGUGGAGUUCAGCUAUGCUGGCAUGGACGAGCUUAAGGAGGAAACUGCCAAACUUGGAGAAAAGGUGAAAAUCAAUAGAGAGAUAGUGGAAGACAAACAGGCGAUAGCAGAAGAAUUCAAACGUAGGAAGCAAGAAGCGAAAGCAAAAAGAUUUUCAAAGGUGAAAGCCAGACGUGAGGCAUGGCUUGCAGAGAAAAAGGAAGACCAAAAACUUGUAUCGGAAGAAUUCAGACAGAGGAACCAAGAUGCAUCCCCUAAAAAGGCUGUCAAAACAACCACUAAAAAGGCUGUCAAAAAACAACCGAAAAUGGAUGGGAAAUCGGAGCAAAAAGAAACUGUGAAAUCAAAUGCAGAGAUGGCUCUAAAAUCAGAAUCCAAGAAGGCAGUGAAAUCAGAUUCUAAUACAGCUGUGAAAUUAACCGCUAAAAAUGCUCCGAAACCACCAUCAAUAAAAUCUGUAAAAUCGGAGCCGAAAAAGGCUAUGAAAGUGGGGCCUAAAAAGGCAGAUAAGUCAUUGCUUGUGGAUGAUUCUGAGGAGGAGGAAAUCAGUUUUAAGACUCCCCCAAAUACUAGGAGGACUUCAAAACGAAAGUUAGCCAAGUCGCUUCCGGCAAAAUCAACAUUGGCAAGAAAAGACACAGAGGUAUCUACUUCAGUGACCACACCAAAAAGGCAGAAGCGUACUGUGACGUCGCAAGCUAAAUCUGUCACACGGCCUGCCUCUGCAACAAAAACACGUAAAUCGCUGCGCUAGUUUUUGUGACGAUACACUGAUACGGGGCCCUACCAUUAAAUGUUUGUCUUCAAACAAAA